AUGGGGGAAAACGUUUCGUUUUCUGCUGAGCGGCCGGUGGCGAGUUUCUCGCCCGGGGACGCCGAGGAAGGGACAAAUGCCAGAAAAGCGGGGGCCACCCCUCUUAGGAGUGACGCACCCAAGCAGCAAACAAUGGCCCCCUCGGCCGCCGGCCGCAAAGAGAUCCGAACCUACCUCGAUUGGGUAACCUCCCAACCGUACUGCCGGGAGGCCUUCGCGCAAGGAGCCCGUUUGGGCACGGAAGCUUUGGCUGCCGCGGGCGGAUGGGAACCAGCCAUUCGCCUCUUGCGCGAAGAGUGGGAGGCGAGGCCAGGGGCCGACAACUUUGUUGCCCUUAGAGGCUCAGCUCUCGAAGGGCUCGUCCCGGAGCCACUUCUCAAAGAGGCCAGGGAAAACGCGCAGUUCGGGAUCGAAGCUUGUGUCACGGGCCUAGCCUACGAGAGGGUGCGCGCUCUCCCCCACCCGAGCCUCAAAGGAUAUAUCGAUGAGGCGGGGGAGCAGCUGUGGAAGGAUUGCUCCAAGGGUCGCGUCCUUCUCGCAAAGGAAUGCCCUCAGCUCGAAGGGGUGGUUUCCGCUCCAUUGGCAAGGGUUCCCAAGCGGAACCCAGACAGAACCCUUAGCACAAAGGGGAGGCUUAUAUGGGACGCCAGGAGAGUAAAUACUUACUGCUCCAAGGAGCAGCAUCCGCCAGCAUUGCAACCGAAGCACGCCGAACUGACCAGGCUGGUCCUAUGGUGGACCUCGCGGCUACCAGGUCUUGGUGUCAAGCUCGCGAAGAAAGAUACUUCGGAAGCCUUUAAGUGGGUUCCGAUUACGCCGGCAGACUCGCGGUUUUUCGCUGCUGAUUUGCCGGGGGCAGAGUUCGGCCUCGACUCCGAUGUUGUCGCUCUGUAUCGGGUGCUCACUUUUGGGCUUUUGGGUGGCGGGGAUCCCCGGGCGAACUGGCACGACUCCGUGCCGUUUGCCACCCUCAUCCUCAUGGACGACGCCGUGCUAGUGGAACCUGAGGUGGGGCUUCGACCCUACCUCGCUUCCGAGACCUUGGAGACCCUCACGAGGACGGUGCUUGGGAACCAGGCCCUCAACGCUGACAAGGAUUGGGAAGAGGGGGGAUUCGACUACACCAAGAUUGUAUGGGGUCUUCAGUACAACACCAUAGACCUCACGCGCAGUUUGCCGGCGCCCAAGCUGGAAAAAGCCGCACACCUAUUGGCCCUGGAAGAUUUCGAUCGGGGCCGACGUAUUGUGGCCUUACGCUUGGUACAGGAGCUUCGGGGAAACCAACAAUUCUGGCUUUCGGCGAUGCCCGUCCUCUCGGGACUUUUAAGCGCCACCAAUGCGCUGCUGGGCCCGGCUACCCCUGUCGGGGACGCCGUCCCCCAAAGAGCCACCGCCGCGGAAAGGGAGCGGAACUGGGUUCGCUUUUGGGACGCCAUCGAGGUGCAGCGCUAUCUGGUUGGGGUGCGAGAAGAUUGGGCAACCACCUUUACUCACCCUAUGGUUUCGGCCUUGACCCUCCGCGAGCUCUUGGCUAUGCCCCAGAAUCGGGACAAAGUGGUUUGGGCCUCUGGAGACGCCACCCUCGACCGAGUGGCCGCUAUCGAUUGGACCGCGGGCCUUGCUUUCUCUCUGCCCGCCGACUCCUUCCGGGAGCCGCUGCUUUCUUUUGUGGCCGAAGCUACCGCCACUCCUCUGGCCUUCCAAGAAGGGGCUGAGGACCUCGCGUUCGAGCCCAGCCCAGGUGAAAAAUUCAUAGUUGCCGUGACUGAGACCUACCACAACCUCACCGCCGAUGCCCUUACCCGCGAAGAUCCUCAGGCUGUUAUGCAGGCUAAAGGGUUAGAAGGGGUUCCUGGGGUUGCCGAGUUCGUGUCGGGUCUCCUGGCUCGUGGGUGGCUCAAGCGCGCCUUCCUUUGGGGGGCACAGCACGACACGGGGCGGGACCACGCGCUCCGUGUGGCAGUUCACCGAGAAGGCACGCCUAUGAGCGCGCCGGUUUCGGGUGGGACCCCUUCCCUCCUCGACCUCCGGGUCUUGGAGUGGGAUGGAGUGAUGUCGCGCUAUGCUCGGGCUUUCGCCUCAUCUGGAGCGGAGGUCUGGCAACCGCGACGGACGCUACAACACUACGGCACUCAAUGGACCGGGGAGGAGGUCGACCUUGUGCUUUGCAGCCUGGUUCCACGGCAAGUGGACCCGGUUGGCCUAGCCCGUGGCGCGCUUCGCGCCCGGGCCAAGGCCGUCUGGGCGGACGCCUUAACCCAAAAGGCCGCCCUCGAUCUGAAAGGGGCUCUCGAGUCCACCUCCAGCUGGCGUUUGCGACCUUCCUUCGGAAGAGAGCACCCGCGAAGCGAUGCGGGGUUGGGUUUUGGAUCGGAGAGCGCGGUGCGUUCCGCGCCCGGUCACUCUCAGGGCGAUCUCGCCUCAGAAGUUGAGCAGGCCAUGCUUCUGUGGCCGGGCCACCGUCAGAGUCGGGGAGCGGAGGACCGCCGGGCAGGCGGGCCAUCCGGGAAGAAAGGCCAGAAGUCCAAGAAGGGCAAGUCUCCCAAGGACCGGGAAGUAGAGCUUAGUAAAGCCAUGUCCCAGCUCUUGCGCCACGCGGCGGGAACUGGGGACUGCCCGAUCACGGAAGAUGGCUGGGUUCGGGCGGCAGACGCCCUUCACUUCCCUCGGAUCGCCAACUUAGGGGUCACCAUGGACGAACUCCGAGCCGCGGUGAGGAACAACUCCAAAGCCAGGAUAACCUGGGCGGAGGAUUCCGGGGACGGGGCUGGCCACUCGAUCUCCGGAGUAACGGGAGCGCCAGGGAUUUGGGCCCCCAAGCCUGAGCCGAGCCUCACCGAAGCUGUGGCGGAGGAAGCGCCUCCUGGAAGCGCUCUGUCGGUGGACGUGGACACCCAGGAGGUGGUCCCCCUCACCCAGGGCGAGGCCGAAAAGGCUAUUGAAGAGGAGGCGGCAGAGGCUGCCUCUGACCUAGACUGGUCCGCCGACGAGUCGGACUACGAGAUCACUCAGGCCGAACCGGGAGAACUCACUGCGCCCCGCCAUCGGAAGGUCACCGGAAUGAUCCUGGAGCUCGAGAGUCCAGAGGCUAGGGGAUCCGACGACGCGCCCCCUGUUGCGUCUUCUGCGGAGCCCGAAGAGCCCAAAGAAGGGACGGGCUCAGCUAAGCGCCGCAGGGUAGUGUUCGGAAGCGCUAACAUCCUUCUGAUGGCGUCCAUCGCCGAAGCGGACCAAGCUAACUGGCGGACCCUUUCCACCCGCCUGGCCGAAGCUCAGGGCACCAGCUUUGAUAAAGCAGAGCUUGUGGAGAGACUCGGUCAGUUGGCGGAGGCGAGAAGGGAGAGCAAGCGCCGCUUGGACCAAACGGCGCAGGAUGAGAGGAAGCGGCUUUCUCAGAUCUCCACCGAACAGGAAGAGUAUUUGGCAAAGCUCUCACCGGCCCUGCGCCAGUUGGAAGAACAGAACCCAGUCGGCCCGAGGCAAGGAGUGCCGCUACUGACAACAAACAGGCUGACAGCGGACAUAGAGGCGGGAACCCCUGUGUGGGUAGCCCGGCGACGCCAGAGGGCGCGGGAAAGGGCAGCCGCUCACCAAGCGGCGCAGGCCGCGGGGAGGGAGCUCCGAGAGUUCCGACGCCACCUGCUGCAAGAGGGCUCGGCGCCACAGUCUCUGCGAAGGCAACCUGAUUCAAAGGCGAGGAAGAAACGGCGACGGGAGGCACGGCGGAACAAAGCCAGGAGCAGCCCUGGGGCCUCCACGGCACUAGUCGCGACCGUUGCCGCCUCCGCGCCCUCGGGUGCCUCAGCUCUCAAGGUGGGAACCGUUGGGCUCGAACCCUUUGUCGGGCUGGCUACGCUGAUCGCCUUGGUCGUCCUUUUGGGGCUCCUUGGGCACGCCGUGGCGCGUUUCGCGCCCGGCCGCUCAUUCUCAAAAUCGGACCAAGCCAAGCUGGUUUUGCUUUUGAUGUUCUCUCUCUUCACCGUUGCGGAGAGCCAACCACCCCCCGGGGCGGAGGGCUCGGGACGAUACCUUUUGGAACUGAUGGCAUGCUUGGUGCUGCUCGUCGGCAUGGUUCUGGGGUGUACCGUCAGCAAGCUCUCAAACAGAUCCGGACCCACGCGCGAUUCAGCGGUCCAAACGAUCGCCACAUACCUGCCCGCGGAAGGGGGAAUCAAAGUCACCCCUAGUGGGGAAAGAUUCCACCUCGAACACUGCGGGCAUGUGCGCAAUCGCAGGGGGAGGAUCCUACACCCUUGCCUCGACUGUGCUCCCCUGGAAGCGCAAACGGGAACGCAUGAGCCGGUCACGCGUGCUCCCCGGGGGCAGAGGAGGGAUGAAGCUAAAAGGGACAACAAUCACCCAUACGCACAGCCCUCUUCUGUCCUUCCUCCUUUUGGUAGCCAGGCGUUCCUUGCUUUGGCCGGUCUCGUCCUUCUCCUUCUUGGGAUGUCCUUAUUCCUUCAGGGCUGCACUUGGAACCCGGCAGGGUUCUUAACGGCAGGAGGAGGGGCCGUGGCGAGGUUCUCGCCCGGCUUCCCUCGGGAGGCUGUCGGACCGAGUGGCCUCCGGCGUGUGGGGGUCCAGUUCGAUCUUUCACAGGUCGAGGAUAGCGGAGGAGAGGCUCGGACUGAAGACAAGAGGCCCACCAGGCCCAGGAAGAAAAGCAGUGACCCGCCACCUGGGGUCACCGUUCCGUUCCUGGGAGGGCCCAAGAAAACCUUGCAACUUAUGCCGAAGGGGGCCACCCACAAGUUCGCGAUUGUGCAAGGGCGUGAUGAGUGGGCCGCUGAAACCCUCUCGCUUCUGCUAGCUCGGCUAGCGGACUCCACGAGGCGCACUUAUGCGUCGCAGUGGCGCUGGUGGGAGCUUUUCUGCGGCCGAAGACAGCUGUCUCCGUGGAGACGGGUUGUGGGCUACGACCCGGCGGAAGAAGACUUGUUCGUGCAAUUCGUGGUCCACUGCGGGGUGAACUUCGGCAAAGCUCCCGGGACAGUCAAGUCUCGCCUGGCUGCUGUGCGGGCCUACCACCUGACGGCUGGGUUGCCCGACCCGACGGCCAAUAUGCCCAAAGUCACCCUCGCCAUAGCCGGUCUCAAGAAGCGGUAUGGAACCAAGGAACGAAGGAGGCCGGUAACCCCGGCAAUGCUCAAGUGGCUCCACGCCCACCUCUGGUCUGGAGCCCUCACGCAUCAGGAGGCCUCUCUUCAGUGGGCAUCUGUCUCCUUGGCCUUCUUUUUCCUCUUGAGAGCCUCGGAGUACCUCGACGCAGGUUAUAAAAGGGGCAUGAGGGGCGAAGACGUGAGGCUCUUUUGCAAGGGCAUCCCUUGCAAAUAUGGGGAGAUAGGACAGGCGGACGAGGUGUCUGUCACCAUCCGCGGAUCCAAGACAGACGUCUACAAUCGCGGUGAGGUGAGAAAUCACUACCGCACGGGGCUGGACAUAUGCCCCGUGCAAGCGGCGGUGGACCUCUUCCGAGCCUUCCCGCUCAGGUACCACGGGGCUGCUGAGGCCUCCGAAUUCCUUUUCCGCGACUCCGAAGGCUCGCCGCUGCCAAGAGCGGUGAUCACGGUUUUGCUUCGGAAGGCGGCGGCAGCGCUUGGGGAACCCGAAGGAACCUUGGGUACCCAUAGCCUGCGUUUUGGCGGGGCAUCAGCCCUGUGGUCCGCCUUUGGAAAUGCCUCUAUCGUUAAACGAUAUGGCAGAUGGACCUCUGAGAGUUUCCAGACUUACCUCUGGGACUCCAGAGAGGACACCAGGGACGUCGCACGCCGUAUGGCAGAGACGAGCCUGGCUCCUCGCUGA
Messenger RNA from Symbiodinium sp. CCMP2592, 5802 nucleotides. NCBI's taxonomy places the organism in Eukaryota, Dinophyceae, Suessiales, Symbiodiniaceae. The record is from the annotation of a GenBank genome assembly.